This is a messenger RNA of Nylanderia fulva, 2183 nucleotides long. It is a transcript of the gene Ssdp, whose product is annotated as Sequence-specific single-stranded DNA-binding protein. Gene Ontology annotation, molecular function: protein binding; single-stranded DNA binding. Gene Ontology annotation, biological process: positive regulation of transcription by RNA polymerase II. The record is from RefSeq and is a predicted model, not a curated record. Gene Ontology annotation, cellular component: nucleus. Lineage: Eukaryota; Metazoa; Arthropoda; Insecta; Hymenoptera; Formicidae.
UAUACAUUUUAUACAAAUAUAUAUAUAUAAUAUAUAUAUAUAUAUAUAUACACCCAUCUCUCAGAGAGGAACGUGACGUCGAAGGAAGACCUUCGGCUUAUUUGUGUGUUCCAAGAGGUAGAUAGAAAGCUUCAUUUAUUACGCACUCUGGGAUAAAUCCUCAAGAGAGAGAGAGGGAACUCACCUUCUCGCUCGCGAGAAAAAUAGUUUGACAGCGGAGCAGGACGACGAGGACGUCGGCGGAGGCACGCCGAAGGGAUCACCGUCGCCCGUGCGAGCGAGCGAGACAGACGACGCGCACGCGUACGCGCGCACAACGGCCGAGCGCACACGGACGCGCGCGCGCGCGCGCGCUACUCCCCGAUCUUCCGUGCCUCACUUCACUCGGCCGCGCUCCGAGCCGAGCGGCGCGACUACCAGCGGCGGCGGCGCACUUGUGUUUACGGUGGAAGGAUUGACCGGCCGCCACCAUGUACGCCAAGGGAAAAGGGUCGUCCGUGCCUUCGGACUCUCAGGCGAGAGAGAAAUUGGCACUCUAUGUGUAUGAGUACUUGCUACAUGUAGGUGCACAAAAAGCAGCACAAACAUUCCUAUCAGAGAUUCGAUGGGAGAAAAAUAUCACACUUGGGGAACCACCUGGGUUUCUGCACUCUUGGUGGUGUGUCUUUUGGGAUCUGUACUGUGCGGCGCCCGAAAGAAGAGAUUCCUGUGAACACAGCAGUGAAGCCAAAGCAUUUCAUGACUAUGGAUUUGUGAACAGUGCUUACAACGUCAAUGGUAUUGCGCAUAAUGCUGGUCCAGCCCCAUCUCCUAUUAGUCAGAUGCCACCAAAUGAUGGAAUGCCUGGUGGUCCCGGAAUGCCUCCCGCUUUCUUUCCAAACAACUCGACAAUGCGACCAUCUCCGCCCACACACCCCUCAUCACAGCCAUCCCCCCAGCACCCCCAGCCACCCCCGCCCCCACACUCGCAGAUGAUGCCCAAUCAGUUUAUGGGUCCCAGAUAUCCAGCAGGACCACGUCCCGGAGUACGUAUGCCACAAAUGGGCAAUGAUUUUAAUGGGCCACCAGGACAACCAAUGAUGUCAAAUAGUAUGGAUCCUACUAGGCAAGGCGAAGCUGGAGAAUUUGUAGGGUGGCAAGGUCCGCCGGGAAUGAGCCCUAUGAAUCCGAGGAUGAAUCCUCCACGUGGACCAGGCAUGGGUCCGAUGGGUCCUGGUAGUUAUCCAAAUAUGAGGGGUCCGCCACCCAACAGUACCCUGGGCCCAGGCGGACCAGGAGGUCCAGGAAUGCCACCGAUGAGUAUGGCUGCUCCAGGUGGCAGACAACAAUGGCAACCAAACACAUCUACGCCGAUGAAUUAUUCGUCGUCAUCACCGGGUAACUACGGAGGACCACCUGGAUCAACAGGUCCGCCAGGACCCGGGACACCUAUUAUGCCUAGCCCCCAAGAUAGCAGCAAUAGCGGAGGAGAAAAUAUGUACACCAUGAUGAAACCUGUACCUGGAGGAAAUAUGCCGGGUGAUUUCCCAAUGAGUGGUGGACCAGAAGGAGGCCCAAUGGGACCAAUGGGUCCUAAUACAAUGGGUCCGGUCCUAAAUGGCGAUGGUCUUGACGGAAUGAAAAAUAGUCCAGCGAAUGGUGGCCCCGGGACACCGCGAGAAGAUAGCGGUAGCGGAAUGGGUGAUUAUAAUCUGGGAGGAUUCGGAGCUCCUGGAGAGAAUUUUUUUUAAAAAGUCGCCUUGGAGUCGCCAGCCCCGAGUUCGUAGAUGCCGUAGACUCUACACGUGAUGCCGGUAUAAACAUAUACACGUAACGUGUGUGCAGAAAAAAAGCAUCGUACGCUCGCUGCAUCGUAUUCACGUGUUCCAUGGUGCGUUCCGGCUAGUUUCAUUACACAGUCCGGCCACAUGUAGUUUCGUCAGUGGGCUCAUAUAAAAACGCAGUUGAAAAAUUUCUGUUAAAUUUAACAGAUAUCAUAUGUCCCAAACAAUCCACAGAAAUUUUUGUGUUAAUUUAACAUAAUACGGAUAUAUGUUCAAUGCAGAUACGAAUACUGUGUUAAUAUUUUAACACGAAAUAAGUGCAAACUUUCAAGUAAUUUAAAAUAAAUUUUGUGUAAAUUUAACAGUUUUGUAAUGUGAAAAUUAACUUUAAAAAAAUGUUAAUUUUACUUUUCAUAUCUU